Messenger RNA from Zygotorulaspora mrakii, 1272 nucleotides. It is a transcript of the gene HIF1, whose product is annotated as Hif1p. The transcript has a single exon. NCBI's taxonomy places the organism in Eukaryota, Fungi, Ascomycota, Saccharomycetes, Saccharomycetales, Saccharomycetaceae. The record is from RefSeq and is a predicted model, not a curated record. The coding region runs from base 1 to 1272 and encodes 423 amino acids. Gene Ontology annotation, biological process: DNA replication-dependent chromatin assembly; CENP-A containing chromatin assembly. Gene Ontology annotation, molecular function: histone binding. Gene Ontology annotation, cellular component: nucleoplasm.
AUGAGUGAUCCUGGCGAUUCGAUCGAUCCAACAGAAUUGCAACGGCAGAUCAAUGGCCUUAUCAUUAGCGGCUCCAAGUAUACGGCGAACGGUGACUUCACGAAAGCUACCGGAUGCUACGCAGAACUGGUGAAGCUGGAUUCUUCGAAUCCAGCCCACUGUGUUUUGCUAGCCAAGUGUCUCUACCAAUUAGGGCUACAGAAAAAUGACAUGUUUGGCGGCGGUCAGGAUGAGGAGGAUGAUCGUGAUAGUGAGGAAGAAGACGUUGAUGUUGAGGAUGCCGACGCUUCUGAUGAUGAUGAUGAUGAUGCUUUUGAAUCUGGAAGUGAGAAUGAACUAAAUGCCAAAAAGCUUGCGCUCAAUCAGAAAUUCUUCCAGUUUGAUCAUGAGGAGGAAGAGGUAGAGGAGGAAUCGCUUUCGGACAAUGAGGGCCAGCAAAGAAAUUCAGAGGGUAACGGAGAUGAGGACGAGCAGGAGGAACUGAACACGGUUCAGGGAUCAUCGGACUUCACAAAUGCAAACAGAGUUCAAGAUUAUUUGAAAGGUGACGUAUUCGAGAAUGCAAUUGAAUUGCUAUUCCGUGCACGUAUCAUGUACAUCGAAUCACCGGCAUCGCUCAUUUCUCCUGCAUCCCCCAUAUCUGCAUCAAUAUCUAAAACAACAUCUGCAUCAACGUCAUCAAAUUCAUCAAACACAACAAAUUCAUCAAAUUCAUUAUUAUCGUCAUCGUCGUCAUCCCCGUCAUCAUCAGCAUCAGUCAAUAAGCAGAAACUCAAUAAAGAGACUCAACUUAAACUGGUGGAAAUUCAUGAUCUCCUGGGAGAUAUUGAUCAAGAAUUGGAAGAUUUUGCUCAGUCAAUAAGCGAUUACGAAGAGGCAAUACGAUAUUAUAGGGAUGCAACUUCGAUUGAAAAUAACGAAGAAAUUAUAAAUAUUUACCUUAAAAUGGCGGAAUCUCUAAGAUGGCUUGAUUCAAACAAUAAGGAUGUAACAAAGGAAAAACAGAAGAGUUAUAUAAAGCAAAUUUUAGAAUUAAUUCAGAAAAGGCUUGAUUCAGGCGAAUCUAUCAAUAUAGAAGAAGAUGAACAAAGAAUAGAGAGAUUAAAUGAGGAUUUGGAAAUAUUGGACAAAGGUAAAAUCAAUAUCAAGGAAAAGAUAUUAACGCAAUCAUCAAUGAUGGAAGUGCUCUUACAACAAGCUAUGAGUCAAAAUCAAAGAAGCAAAGUAAACGAUCUAUCCAAUAUGGUGAAAAAGAAGAAAGUACGUAAAUAG